AUGCUCCGGUUUUCGGAGGAAGACCUCCGGCACGUUGAGGACGGUUUCGAGCGCCACCAGAGCCUCUAUCCUACUUUCCUUCACGGCUACUCGAAGCGAAGCUCCCUCGUCAUUUACCGAACGAUCUCGACUGCAGCCACUGCGGAGCCGUACACAAUUCAGAAAGAUCUCCUCAUCGACGGCUUUCUUCUCCACCAAGCUCUGCUACAGGGGACGGCGGCGUCUCCUCGAUUUCUGCUGGUCAUCGACUUGGCCCCGAUCAACUCCUUCAUCAAGGCCUCGUUGGGACCCUCGGCCGUCGCGAAAUUGCACAAGCAGCCCGAGUCGGCGUUGCUGGCGUUCGUCAAUUCGCCGCACUGGCAGAAUUUGCGGAGUCUGUUCUUCGUCCCGUCGCGGUGCGAGGGCGUGGUGCUCCUGAACGCUCCGUCAAUCGUCCUGCAACUCCUCUCGGUUUUUGACCACUUUCUCUUCCAUCCAAACAGGAACUUCGGGACUGGGCGCGGCAAGCCGUCGAGUGUGCACGCCAUCGAAGCCGCCUUGGCGAACAACAAGGGGGGGCGCUUUCUGCUCCAGGCUUCGCUCGACACCUCGGCGCUGUGCGACUUUGUAGAACCCGCAGAAAUCCCGGUGGAGUACGCGUAUGCGUGCGUCGCGGGACAGCAGGACUCGGAGGAGCACGGGAAGGCGAAGCUCGGCGAGGCGCCCGAGACGCUCCAGUUUUUCCAGUCGCUCUUUGACCUCGCGCAGCGCAUCCACGGCAACAUUGAGAAGGCGAAACGCCGGAACCCGACGCUGUUCGACCUCUCUCUGAAAGCCUCCGCUGCAGGGAUCAAAACCGCCUUGUCCUUCGGCCCGUCGCUCCUGAACAGCGCCGAGAUGUCGGAGUGCAACUCUUCUGCCGACGGCAACGCCUCCGCGGCGCACAGCACUGGCGGAGAGAAGGACUCCAGGCAGAGCCCAGAGAAGAGUGGCCGACGGGCUCCAGAGAGCGGGAAGCCCCAUUCGACGUCGUCGGUGGCCCGAGGCAAAGAGGAAGCACGCGUGCAUGCACCCAAGCGCAGUCGACGCCCGAAACCGGAGAAGCGCGCGGUGCGAACAGAAGCUGACAGCAAAGGUUCACAGCCCUCGCCGCGCCCGAUCGCCACCGAGCCGUCGGUUCCUCCGGCGAGGGAUUCUGACCAGCAGAAACCCGUGCGAGACCUCCCUCCGGCCGCGGUAGUAGCGACUCCGUUCCAGGUUGCAGCGAGCGCCCCAGGGACGGAGCUCGUGUGGGGCGGGGGAGCGGACUACGCCUGGGGAGUAGAUGCGACGGGAGGCGCCUGGGGCGCGGGGCAGCCCAAAGAGGAGUUGUUUUUGGACCGAGGCUACUUCGUCGACGAGGCAGAGGCACUGGCCGCCGGAGAUGCCUUCGAUGACCUCGACUAG
Neospora caninum is the source of this 1425-nucleotide messenger RNA. RefSeq lists its product as hypothetical. NCBI's taxonomy places the organism in Eukaryota, Apicomplexa, Conoidasida, Eucoccidiorida, Sarcocystidae. The transcript is spliced from 2 exons. The record is from RefSeq and is a predicted model, not a curated record. The coding region runs from base 1 to 1425 and encodes 474 amino acids.